UCAACAGCAUCUACAUCGAGAGCGACAACAGAAAGACAUUCGACAACAGCAACAACAUCUACAUCGCGAGAAACAUCAAAUAACGUGUUUACUGAAACAAUACCAUCUACAACGAAAAAUGCAACAAGAAAUCAUUCAACUACAUCGACAAGGUCUACACCGAGCGGACCAGGAAUGGUUCCAUCAACAUCAGCACCAUUUACACCAAAAGUGACAACAGAAAAGAAUCCAACGACAUCAGAACCACCAACAACGAAAGCAGCAAGAAAAAUGGUCUCGGCCACAUCACCACUAUCUUCAUCGAGAGAAACAACAAGAUUGCUUUCAACGACAACACCAUCCACAUCAAGAGUGACAACAGACAAAGAUUCAGCGACAUCAACACCAUCUUCAUCGAGAGCGACAACAGAAGGACAUUCGACGACAGCAACAACAUCUACAUCGCGAGAAACAACAAAUAACGUGUUUACUGAAACAAUACCAUCUACAACGAAAGAUGCAACAAGAAAUCAUUCAACUACAUCGACAAGGUCUACACUGAGCGGAACAGGAAUGGUUCCAUCAACAUCAGCACCAUUUACACCAAAAGUGACAACAGAAAAGAAUCCAACGACAUCAGAACCACCAACAACGAAAGCAGCAAGAAAAAUGGUCUCGGCCACAUCACCACCAUCUACACUAAAAGUGACAACAGAAAAGAAGCCAGCGACAUCAGCACAAUGCAAAGAGGCCGCACUAGGAAUGGAAAACAUGAAGAUUUCUGACUCUCAGAUAACUGCAUCAACUGAAUAUUGUGAGAAAUAUUCCACACGAAAGGCUCGAUUGAAUGGCCCUGGUUCCUGGCGUGCGAAACAAAAUGAUUCAGAUCCAUGGAUUGAAGUUGAUCUUAGCAGAAAUGAAACUAUCACAGAGAUUGCAACUCAAGGAUCGAGAUGGGGAUCGGGAUUGGGAUCGGGAACGUAUGGUCAUUGCAAGUCAUGGGAGGUUGCAUUUGGAUUACAAAAUGGAAAGAUUCGCAAUUCUCAGUUGAGAUCUUCGAGUGUUUACCAAAAUAAGACGAUUUACUCCGAAAAAAAUGGGCGAAUGAAAGGCAAAAACUCCUGGAGCCGAGUGCAGACAAACGACAACAAGCAAUGGAUUCAGGUUGAUCUUGGUGGAGAGGAAAUCGCUACGGGAAUUGCCAGUCAGGGUGAUGGGAACUCCAGUAACUGGGUGAAGUCUUACUUCGUGUCAUACAGUUUGGACGGAAUAAUUUACAAGAAUUACACAAACGACGGAGAUAACAAGGUAUUUAAUGGCAAUGAGGACCAGAUGUCUGUCGUUACAAAUGUACUAUCUCCAGCAAUAACCGCGCGUUAUAUCCGCAUACAUCCAGUAUCUUGGUUUCACAACAUAUCUCUGAGGAUCGAAGUUAUUGGUUGCUACACAGGUUCUUGCAACAGAAGUGAGGUUCCACUUGGAGUGAGCGAUAAAAAGAUGACAUCAUCAACUGAGAAAAGUAGAUUUUCUGCAUCAGAUGGGAGAUUAUACUGGGGGAAUGGUUGGCGUCCCACAGAAAACAAUCAGAGCCAAUGGCUCCAAGUCGAUCUUGGCCAGAAGGAACUUGUUACAGCGAUUGCCACUAAAGGUUCUGGCACUGGUUAUUGGGUGAAAACUUAUUCGAUUUCUUACGGUGUGGAUAAAGUAAACCUUACUUCAUACAAAAUCAAUGCAACUCAGAAGGUGUUCGAUGGAAAUACGAACGGAAAUUCUGUUGUGACAAAUGUCUUAUCACCAGCUGUAACAGCUCGUUAUAUCCGCAUACACCCAAAGACAUGGAACAAUGGCAUUUCCUUGAAAGUGGAACUUUAUGGUUGUCCAAGAGUGAAUACUAUUCCUUGUAAAGCUGGUGAAAAGACACUUGGCGUUGAAGAAAAUAAAAAAGUUAAAGAUUCUCAAUUGACUUCUUCGAGCAAUUGGAAAACAAGUCACUCAGCAGCUUAUGGACGAUUGUACAACUACAGUGGAGGAGUGAGAGCAGGGUGGAGAGCUGGAUGGAGAGCAGGAGUAAACGACAAGAACCAGUGGAUACAGGUUGAUCUUGGCAAGAAGGAAGUUGUCUCAGGAAUUUCCACUCAGGCAGGAGGAUAUUAUCAAAAUUCUUAUCAUGAUUUUUGGGUGGAGACUUAUUUCGUGAAGCAUAGUUUGAAUGGAACAACGUUCGAGUCUUACAAAGAUGGAGGUGUUGAUAAGAUAUUCGAUGGGAAUUAUGACUGGGGUAUCAUUGUGAAGAAUGUUCUGUCUCCACCAAUCACUGCUCGUUAUAUUCGUAUACAUCCAGUGUCUUGGCAUGUCAACAUAUGUAUGCGAAUUGAGCUUUAUGGUUGUUACUGAGGGAGAUGUAAACAGUUGAAGUUUCAAAGCCAGGAUGAUAUAAUAUAGAAAUUGUAGAAUGGCUAAUGACUGGGAAAAGUUUUCCUAAUAAUUAUAUUAUUGUAGUUCUUGGCUUGGUAAAUCUUAAUAUACGAAGCAGUUUAACAUAAGGUUAGUAGAUGAUAAAAUGAACAGUUUGUGGUGUUAAUGACAGUAGUAUUAGCAACAAAUAAAUCAGCAAGUAAAUUAGCUUGUAAGUACCCCAUGCACGUAGGUCUUUAUUGCUGCAAGGCUUUCGGUCCGUUAACCCGGGCCUUCAUCAGUGCAAU
Molecule: messenger RNA, 2681 nt
Organism: Dendronephthya gigantea
Lineage: Eukaryota; Metazoa; Cnidaria; Anthozoa; Malacalcyonacea; Nephtheidae
Product: putative GPI-anchored protein pfl2
Exons: 24
Coding region: 175-2373 (732 amino acids)
Source: RefSeq, a predicted model, not a curated record